Messenger RNA from Syzygium oleosum, 1033 nucleotides. Its product is annotated as ethylene-responsive transcription factor ERF003-like. Lineage: Eukaryota; Viridiplantae; Streptophyta; Magnoliopsida; Myrtales; Myrtaceae. Bases 145 to 705 code for a protein of 186 amino acids. Gene Ontology annotation, biological process: regulation of DNA-templated transcription. The transcript has 2 exons. Gene Ontology annotation, molecular function: DNA binding; DNA-binding transcription factor activity. The record is from RefSeq and is a predicted model, not a curated record.
ACUGCAAAACCCCCCAAAUUCUCCCGCCCCAUUCACAGAUCAGGAGAAUUUUCUUGCGCAGACAGCAACAAACCAACUCUACUUCAGGCGUGUUCACAAGCAUUUUCUCAAAGAAAACCUGUUUUUUGUUUCUCUCUCUCUACCAUGGCUCGACCGCAGCAGCGAUAUCGCGGUGUGCGCCAGAGGCAUUGGGGUUCUUGGGUCUCCGAAAUCCGCCACCCGUUAUUGAAAACGAGAAUCUGGCUGGGGACAUUUGAAACGGCUGAGGAUGCGGCUCGGGCCUAUGACGAAGCGGCGAGGCUAAUGUGCGGACCGAGGGCUCGGACCAACUUCCCUUACAACCCGAACACAUCUCAGUCUUCUUCGUCGAAGCUCCUCUCAGCGACAUUGACGGCGAAGCUACACAGGUGCUACAUGGCCUCGUUGCAGAUGACCAAGUCUGCAUUGCAAGUGCAGGAGCCACAGAAGCCACCGAGUUCCCAUUUUGUCAACACCAGUGGCAUCUUUGAGAGGAGCAACGAAAUGGGUCAUCAAAAGAUGCAAUUUCAAUUGCAAGAAUCGGAAAGUUGGGUGAUCAAGAAAGAGAAAGUCGAGGAGGCCGAGACCCAACAGUUCAAGCCUCUCGAAGAUGAUCACAUAGAGCAAAUGAUUGAGGAGCUUCUCGACUACGGAUCGCUGGAAUUAAGCUCUAGCAUCGCAUCCUAGGAGUCUGAAGACUCAGCAGCAAGAGAAGAUUCUGAAGCUAGCCUCGAAUUUUAUCCGCAAUUCACCUACUAAUGCCUCUCUCUCGUCCCACUAAUUUAACCCCAUUUCCCCUGAAUUCGCUGGGGCUGCUUUGAGUAAUUUUUAGAUUUUUCCUUCCAAUUCCUAGAACUUAUUCCCUAGAUAUGGCACAUUUGAUGAUGCUAUGUGUACAGCGCUGUACUAUGCCACUAUUUAUGAUGCCUAGUACUUACCUUAAGCUUCAAUAUGUAUUCACAUUGUAAUUUUCUCUGUUUUGAGAAGCAAUGCAAGACUUCCUCUGUUUCAUGUU